GCGACGAUGGAGUCGGUGCGGGCGCAGCGGCUGCAGCCCGGCGUGGGCGGAACGCUGCGCUCCCUGCGGCCCGGGGUCACCGGGGCUCCCGCCGCCGUCGCCGCCGCCGCCGCUCCGCCUCCUCCGGCCGCUCUGGGGCCGGGCCUGGGGCUGCCGCCGCCGCCCCCCCCGCUGGGCCUGCAGGGCCCCGCCGCCUCCGCCCCGCCCCCCCCCGGCUCGGGGCCGCCCGCGGUGCUGCGGGAGGCGGUGGAGGCGGUGGUGCGGAGCUUCGCCAAGCACACGCAGGGCUACGGCCGAGUCAAUGUGGUGGAAGCCCUGCAGGAGUUCUGGCAGAUGAAGCAGUCGCGUGGGGCCGACCUGAAGAACGGAGCCCUGGUGGUGUAUGAGAUGGUGCCAGCCAGCAGCCCGCCCUACGUCUGCUACGUCACGCUGCCCGGGGGCAGCUGCUUCGGCAGCUUCCAGGUACGGCUGCAACCCUGAGCGCUGCUGGGAUGAGCAGCGCUUAUGGGCUGGAGCUGGGAUGGGUUGGUGGGUUAAGGUUCCCUUAUAGGGCCCUGGGUUGCACCCCGAAUCUCUUUUUGAAAUGGCAAAACUGGAAAACAGAGCUCCGUGUUCGAUCGGUGCUCUUGGCCUUGCUAUGAGAAGGAAAGCACCCAAAUGUCUGCCCCGAAAGGUGAAGGGCUGAGAACCGCUGUGGGUCCUGGCAGUGCUGGGUCUCAGAAUCACAGAAUGGAUCACAGAAUGGUUUGGGUUGGAGGGGACCUCAAGGGUCACGAAGCUGCAGCCGCUUUCUGCACUCAGGGCCACCAACGUCCACAUUCACAGCAGCCAGGCUGCCCAGAAAUUCCUUUUGAGCCAUAGGAAGUCCCUGAAGGAGGAUCUGUGAGGACCCACUGGUGUCAGCAGCAUCGGAGUGCAGGGCUGGAGGUGCCUGCAGGACCCCAGAAAGGAUGCAGUGCUCCCAAACCCAUCUCUGCUGCUGCGUUCUGUGCUCCGCGUGGCCCAGCAGCACAUCACAGAACCACAGCAUGGUUUGGGUUGGAGGGGACCUCAAGGAUGACGAAGCUCCAACCCCCACCACAUGCAGG
Molecule: messenger RNA, 1088 nt
Organism: Phasianus colchicus (ring-necked pheasant)
Lineage: Eukaryota; Metazoa; Chordata; Aves; Galliformes; Phasianidae
Source: RefSeq, a predicted model, not a curated record